Messenger RNA from Vombatus ursinus (common wombat), 2900 nucleotides. It is a transcript of the gene VAMP7, whose product is annotated as vesicle associated membrane protein 7. Gene Ontology annotation, molecular function: SNARE binding; SNAP receptor activity. Lineage: Eukaryota; Metazoa; Chordata; Mammalia; Diprotodontia; Vombatidae. The coding region runs from base 242 to 904 and encodes 220 amino acids. Gene Ontology annotation, cellular component: membrane; SNARE complex. The record is from RefSeq and is a predicted model, not a curated record. Gene Ontology annotation, biological process: vesicle fusion; exocytosis. The transcript has 8 exons.
CUACCUGGGACCUAUCCUGAGUCAGCCAAGUACAAGAGAUGACUAAUAGAUUGAUGUCCUCUGGAAGGAAAGUAAGUCACCAGUGUUCUGUCCUGGGAGCUUGGUGAUCAAAGUUGUGGGCACCACCCGAUUGGAAGUAAUAGCCAAUAUGUUAGAAGACAGCUUGAGGAUCCAGAACAUCUCAGCAAACUAGAACACCAGGCUGAAUUGGACAGGCUGCACUUAGAUAGAGAUUGAAAGCAUGGCUAUCCUUUUCGCAGUUGUUGCCAGAGGCACAACCAUCCUUGCCAAACAUGCUUGGUGUGGCGGAAACUUCCUGGAGGUGACAGAGCAGAUUCUGGCUAAAAUACCCUCUGAAAAUAACAAACUCACUUAUUCACAUGGAAAUUAUCUGUUUCACUACAUCUGCCAAGACAGGAUCGUAUAUCUUUGUAUCACAGAUGAUGAUUUUGAACGUUCCCGAGCCUUCAGUUUUCUGAAUGAAAUCAAGAAGAGGUUUCAGACUACUUAUGGUUCCAGAGCACAAACAGCCCUUCCCUAUGCCAUGAACAGUGAGUUCUCCAGUGUUCUGGCUGCACAACUGAAAUAUCACUCUGAGAACAAACACGUGGACAAAGUGGUGGAGACUCAAGCCCAAGUGGAUGAACUAAAAGGAAUCAUGGUCCGGAACAUUGAUCUAGUGGCCCAACGAGGAGAAAGAUUGGAGUUACUGAUAGAUAAAACAGAACAUCUGGUAGAUUCAUCAGUCACCUUCAAAACUACUAGCAGGAACCUUGCCAGAGCCAUGUGUAUGAAGAACUUGAAGCUCACCGUCAUCAUCAUCAUCGCAGCAAUGAUCUUCAUCUACGUCGUUGUCUCAGUUGCCUGUGGUGGGCUUACCUGGCCAAGCUGUGUGGUGAAAUAAAUUCAGAACAAUCUUAAGCCAAGAAUAUGAGGGAGCAAGGAUUUAAGAAGCAACCCAAGUAACUUCUUCCUGAUUGCUACUGUCCAUCCCUUCCUUCCACUUUUCUUCCAUCAUCCCCAGACUGCACUUUUCUUUGUGUAUCCCAGUGUCCCCCAAAUGGAGCCAUCCAGUCACUGCUUCUGCGCCACUGCCACCUUGGUUGGAAAGGGACUUGUCAUUUUGAACUUUUUGCUGUUACCCAGAUGGAGCCACCCAGGUCUCCAACUGCUAUUUGGGAAUAAAGAGGGCACACAUAUUGGUGUGACCAUAUACACCGAAGCAUUUGCACUUUAAUGGAAUCCAAACGAUGCAUCUCAGCCUCAUCCCUUCUGAUAUGUAUGGACGGACACCAUUCCGAGUAGAGAAUCAGUAGUGGGGGCACACCUUUGCUUCUUUGGGGGGUUGGAAUUCCAGGAUUGGUGCUGUCCGUCUGUUCAUUUAGAGCCCACUCAAGACCUAUCAUUGCUAACCAGGUGAGGAUCAGAUCAAUGAUUAACAGAAAGGACCUGUUGGAAUUCCUCAAGUCCAUUCAUCCCGCAUGGUAUUUUCUGGCAUCCAGUUCAGAAAAAUGGACCAAACUGUUCCUCUGCUUUUCUGUUGCGAUUGAGUUGAAAAAGUGAUGGUUUCGUUCAUGUCCAAAGUUGGAUCAAUGUUGCUACUUUCCCUGUUGUGUGUUUAAAUGUUUUUGUCCUCUUGGGGGGAGGGGCUCUUCAGAUCAACCCUCUUGUUCCCAAAGUGGUAGAAGUGUUUUGGCCAAGAAUGAUGCAGGAAGAGAGACUCUUAACAGCUUGGAUUGGCUUGGAAGUUGUUUAAGUAGAACACAGAAAGUCUCUUUCUUAUGGGGGCUUGACAGUUGUGUUGCUUUGAAUGAAUAAACUGAAUACCAAGUCAGCAGUAGAGCUGGUGUGGUAGCUGAGAGUACCUCUCUCCCCAUCCCCUAUAUUGGCUUUUAUUGCUGCUCAGCUACAGACUGCACAUCCUUCAAGGCUAGGCCUGUGCACGUUAAGUGUCUUUCUACAGCUGGACAAGAGAUUUAGCAAAUACUUGGCCAGAGCUCAGGUCACCAAGCAAAGCACAUUUCGGUGGCUAAACAGCCUUCAUUGGUGGCAAAGAGGGCAGGCUCCUUUAAAAAUGUUAAUGAUUUCAAAAAUCAUUUGACUAGAGUGGAGAUGGAAAGAAAGCAAAUAGUAUGGUGCACAAAAGGAACAGAAAGCAGUGUAGUGAGCCCAUCUUGGAACUUGGCUAGAGGUCAUGUAGUUUAAAUGACACACCUGCUAUCAAGGAAGUUGCUAUGUGUGUUUCAAAGGGAGUCAGGGGUCCGUCUAUUGAUUUCUCAGUAAGUGGCCUUCAGUGAGAUUAUAUGAAGCUUUGACUCCUUUGUUAACUGAAGAAUUAGUGUCUGUGCUCCAUUCUCUUCAGAUUGUGGCUCCUCUUGAAUUAUCCCAACCAUGUGCCUUGACUAUAUAUGCAUCACUUCAUGUGGCUCACAGUGCCUAUCCUUUUAAUUGCAUUCCAUAAUUCACACUGUUUUAUUGGUAUCUGCUCCUUCACCCCCUUCCCUUAACCCAAAAUACACAUUGAAAGUAUUACUGUCUCCCUUGCCCCCCAUGUUGUUGAUGCCCAUUGGUCAGGUCUAUCACAGUGGCCCUUUCAAAACUUUUUUUUUUUUAAUAUUACUUUAACCUACUUGGUCCAGAACAGAAUUGUGCUUCCUUGGGUUAUAACCACCAAAAUAGCUUUACUCAGAAGCAAAUGGCUUCAAAGUCCAAUUCCCUUUUGUGUCCACACCUGCACCAAGUUACCAGUGCACCUAACUGCAUGUUUCAGGGAAUUGACUUUGCUCUUGAUUCUUUUUCUGUAUAAAACCACUUUUAACAAAGAUGCUCUUGUCUUAAAGUUCAUUGACAGCGUAAUUGAAAAGCUUCACCUCUUGAAAUAAAACGACACAGAAAUGUGA